Molecule: messenger RNA, 897 nt
Organism: Lactuca saligna
Lineage: Eukaryota; Viridiplantae; Streptophyta; Magnoliopsida; Asterales; Asteraceae
Source: the annotation of a GenBank genome assembly
AUGCCGAUGGAAAAUGAAGAUAUUUCUCUCUUCCCCUCCGAGUCUGAAGUGGAGGAGAUGCAUCACUCUCCCACAACUUAUGUAGCUGAUGAGCAUGAUAAUCAGAUAGCAAAUGAUCCAAAAUCUUCUCGAGAGGAUGAUGACGAUGAUCUUUAUGAAGAUGUGGAAUUUUUGAAAGAAAUCGACUUUACAGGAAUUAAUGACGACAUCCCAAAAAACAUAGAAUUUGAUUUUGGUGAUGAAGAUUUUGAUCCUUUUCUUGACAUUCCCAGUAGCCGUGUAAAUAAAGUCAAUGACGUUGCUUCUUUAGCAACUAAGACUAGGGAUGAAGGAAAUGUUCUCAAAAUUCUGCUCUCUACCUCGAAGCCCUUGGAGGUCACAAUAAGCCAAGGAGAUGUGACAUCAAAGAUUCCUCCCUCUGUGUCACCUGUCUCAACAUUAACUCCAAUCAUUUCUAUGUUAUCUGAACCUCAGACUUCUCAGACCUCCAUAAGAACAAGCCAAUCUCUUGAAAGUCUGGAGGUACCCUCUGUAAAAUGUGCUCCUCAAGUUAUUUCAAUAAUCACUGCAACCACUGGUCACUCUCCUUCAAAGCAGACUGAUGAAGGAAUAUCAUUUAACGAGGGUCGGACAGAUGAUGACAAAUCCUUUUCAUCUGAUCUCCGAGAAGAAAUUGGAAUUCUCCAUCAACAGCUCAUUGAAAAGUCAAUUCAGAUGGAUCAGCUUUCUGCACAUAUUUUUGAGCUCAGGGCAAAAGAUGAAGAAAAGACCAAACAAAUCAAUGAUCUACAAACGAGUCUUGGAUCUGUUCUAGCUAAUUAUUUCAAUCUCAAGAACGUAUUGUACGAUGCUUUUGGUGAAAAACUCAAAUCCUCUUCAAACAGCCUCAUGGAGUAG